Oncorhynchus tshawytscha (Chinook salmon) is the source of this 1178-nucleotide messenger RNA. RefSeq names its product protein S100-A1. Lineage: Eukaryota; Metazoa; Chordata; Actinopteri; Salmoniformes; Salmonidae. Gene Ontology annotation, cellular component: cytoplasm. Bases 335 to 640 code for a protein of 101 amino acids. Gene Ontology annotation, molecular function: calcium ion binding. The record is from RefSeq and is a predicted model, not a curated record. The transcript is spliced from 4 exons.
GUGGUAGGCCACUGUGUGCUUAGGCAGAGUGUAACUUGUGGACGCUGGGUGUCGGGAUGCAAGUACAGGGAGUGACUUUAAUAAUAAAUAACACAAGGAACAAAACAAGAAACACAAGUAGCGUACAGACAUGAAACAGUGAAACAGAAACAAUAACGCCUGGGGAAGGAACCAAGAGGAGUGGCAGAUACCGGGGAGGUAAUCAGGGAGGUGAUGGAGCACAGUUCGUGCGCAGUAGAUUCAGCAUCAUUGGUAUAUAUUCAGCAGUACCCUACUUCCCCACCCUGUUCUGUUAGCGUCUCUCCUCUGUUUGUGUAUCCUUCUCUCUGCAGCCAUGCCGUCUCAAUUGGAGAGAUCCUUGCAGUCCCUGAUCACGGUGUUCCAUCGCUAUGCCGACAAGGACGGUGACUGUAACACACUGAGCAAGAAGGAGCUGAAAGAACUCAUGCAGACAGAGCUGGGCAGCUUCCUGAAGUCCCAGAAGGACCCAGCCGCCAUAGACAAGAUCAUGAAGAAUCUGGACCAGAAUGGUGAUGGGAUGGUAAACUUCGAGGAGUUUGUCUCCCUGGUGGUGGACCUCUCCAUCGCCUGUGAACAGAUCUACCAGCUCCACACCCAGAAGGCUUCUGCCAAUAAGUGAAGGAGGACAGGACAAGGAGAAAGAGAAGCAGAGAUGGAUGCUUUUCUAUAUGUAAUUUUGCUUCUCUAUAUGUCAAAUAAGUCAUUUUAUAAGAAGUCUUACUGUUGUGAAUAAACAGUGGCUUUCCCACUCUCUCUGUUUGUCACAUGUGUCUGACGUGUGUCUGUCUGUUUGUUAGAGGAAAUUAUAGUUUAGAUGAUUAAUUAUGUAUACAUUAUUGAUUAGAACCAUUUAUUCUAAUACUAUUAUGUUAUGGUAUGAAAAGUAAAAGUUAUUGGUUAAGCUGUUACUGAAAAUGUAAGCAGAACGAAUUAAUUGUCUGGGCCUCCUGGGAAGUUAACGGAGGAGCGAGGCUAUGGCUUGUCAGACAGAUAAGAAAUGUCUGGGAGACGUUCCAGGCCUAAUGAACAAUGGGCUCUUGUGAGAAUCGGAGAGAGGGGGGAUAAACUGAUGAUGUCAUGUUCAGUUUAUAACCUGUGGAAAAAUGUGUAUGCUUCAGUACUCUCUUGAAAUAAACGCUGUUACUUUUGGCUUUUAA